UACUAUACACGGUUGAAUUAUUCACUUGGAGUUUUUUAGUUAUACAAUUGUAGUGUUUUGUUCAUAAUGCUUUUCUUUUAUCGUAAUCUGUACACGUAUAUGUGUACAGGUUAGAUAUUUAACGCAUUUGUGAUUUAUAGAAAGUACCAAGAAAAAUUGAUUAUUCGUUGCAACAUGCCAGAAGUCAUGUUUGUACGUUCUCCGUAAAAAUACGUUUAUUACUCAUAUUAUUUGAAUUUCCUUAUUUUGUAGAUAUAUGAAUAAUAAAAAUGUCUGUACAUUACAAAUUUAAAUCCACUUUGGACUAUGAUACAGUGUCCUUCGAUGGGUUACAUAUUUCUGUGGCAGACUUGAAGAAAGCUAUUUUUCAUCAAAAACGUAUAGGAAAAAAUACAGACUUUGACUUGCAAAUAACAAAUGCUCAAACUAAAGAAGACUAUACAGAUGAUAAUGCAUUAAUUGCAAAGAAUACUAGCCUGAUUGUUGCUAGAGUUCCAUUAACAGUACAACAGAAACGAUCUUGGGACAGGAAUGAAACUCCUUCAUUUAGUAAUUUAAAGGAUGAAACUAAUCUAGGUCGGACUGUAGAUUUAACAAGACUCGAUGGCUCUGAAGAAGAUAAAAUUCGGGCUAUGAUGACUCAGUCUACACAAGACUAUGAUCCAUCAAAUUAUAUGAAAAUACGUGGCGCUAAUCAAACUGGUGAUGUACCUGCAAAUUAUCGUUGUUAUAAAUGUCAUCAACCUGGUCAUUGGAUCAAGAAUUGUCCACUAGGUAUAAACCAAGAACCUAUAGAAAUUAAAAAAAGUACAGGUAUUCCUAGGAGCUUUAUGGUUCCUGUAGAAGGACCACGAGUUCCAGGUGCUAUGAUGACACCAACAGGGCAAUAUGCUGUACCAGCUAUUGAUCAUCAAGCUUAUAAGGAAGGUAAGAAGGAACGACCGCCAUUUUCACAAGAUCCAGAACCUGCUGUAGAAAAACCAGAAAUUCCAGAGGAUUUAUUAUGUAAAAUUUGUAAAGAUCUCUUAACAGAUGCAGUAAUGAUACCAUGCUGUGGCAAUUCAUUUUGUGAUGAAUGUAUUCGUACAUUCUUAUUAGAGUCUGAAGAACAUGAAUGUCCAGAUUGUAAUGAAAAAGACGUAUCGCCAGAAACUCUUAUUCCAAAUCGGUUUUUGAGAAAUGCUGUAAUGAGUUUUAAGAAUGAAACUGGAUAUGCUAAACGACAAACGUAUAGACAAGCCACACAAACAAAUAAACAAUCUGUAUUGCAAUCAGAUCAACAAAAAGUUGAACAAAUUCCGAAUCAAACAUCAAAUCAAAGUAAACCUGCUCAAACUACAAAUAUUACUGCACCUUCACAAGAAUAUACAGAAUCACAGUCAACAAAUUUUGAAUCUGUUCCACAAUCCUAUCCAGCUACUGUACAGCCACAGACUGCAACUGUUACUGAAUCUACAUCAGAACCUGAAACACAGACUGAGAACGUAACAAAAUUGGCGGUAGACGAAGAAACAGAGGUACCACCACCCCCAGGCACAGAACCAUUGCUACCGAUUCCUGCAAUCGGCAGUUCACCAGAAAGAGAUAGAGAAAGAAGUGAUCCCCCAAGUCGUGAUACGAAAGAACGUGAAAAUGAAUAUUCAGGAGAAAGGCAAUCGAGAGAACGUAGAAGAAGUUUUAGUAGAGAUAAUCAUCGCGACAGGAGUGGGGAACGUGGCCGUAGAAUGGAAAAUUUACGACCAGUAAGUCGAAGACGAUCCUUGUCUCCUAGACAUUCGCAACAUAACGAUUAUGGUUCUCAAGGAGCACCGUUAUCACAUUUGAUGAAUCCUCCGCCAUCAAAAAGUUAUCAAGGAUUACCACCUGAUGAUGGUCACUAUCCAUCUAGUAUGCAUUAUGAAAGUGCCAUACGUAGAUCAACUGAAGAUCGUCCAGGUACUCCAACGGUUGAUGAACCGCAUCUGCAUGUGCCUUCUAGUAAUCAGCCACCUCUUUUACCUUUCCCGCCGGGAGAAGAUCGUAUUCCACAGCCAAGCUAUAAUCAACCUCCACCUAAUGUACCACCGCAUAGCCAGCCUUUAUUGCCAGAUCCAUAUAUGAGUCAUCGAAUACCUAUUUAUCCCCAUCAACAAGGAUCUCACUAUGGACCUCCCAGAUAUGAAAGACCACCUUAUCAACAACAAGGAUACAGACCUUCACAACCACCUAGAAAUUAUAAUGGACCACCACGUCCAAUUAGAGGUUUACAUCACUUAAGUUAUCGAGGAUUGCAACCACCACCACCUGGAUUAAGUAGAAAUAUUCAUAACGGUAAUCCACCUGGUAUAAUCGAUGAUCCAUUAGAAGCAUUUGAACGAAUGCUUAGAGAAAAAGAUGAACGAGAUAGAAGGCUUGGCAAACAUAGAAGAAGAAGCAGGACACGGUCCAGAUCUCGUAGUUAUAGUAGAUCUAGAUCACGUUCAUUUAGUCGUAGAUCACCAUUUUCAACACGUUUAAGUCGAUCUAGAAGUCCCCCUUCAAAGAGAAGGUCUUCACGAUCACCUUUACUUCUGAGAACACGAAGUCGUACUCCAAAACGUAGAUCAAGAAGUGGAAGUUUCUCAAUCAGCAGAUCGAGAUCGUAUUCACGUAGUCAAUCCCCUAGAUUAUCUCUAUCACGAGAUAGAGAUAGAGACAGAGAGAGAGAUCGUGAUCGUGAUCGGGAACGUGAUCGUGAACGUGAACGCGAUCGUGAACGUGAUCGUGAACGCGAACGUGAACGCGAGCGCGAACGUGAGCGUGAGCGUGAACGCGAACGUGAACGUGAACGUGAACGCGAACGUGAACGCGAACGUGAACGUGAACGUGAUCGUGAUCGUGAUCGUGAUCGGGAUCGUGAUCGCGACCGAGAUCGUGAUCGAGACCGUGACCGUGAUCGUGAUCGUGAAAGAGAAAUGCUGUCUAGAUAUCGAUCACCACCUAGGUCACCUCCAAGAUUUCAAAGAGAUAGGGAUCGUGAUAGAGAUCGACCAAGAUCACGUGAACCUAGAGAUGGAUGUAAUAGUUAUUACAAUGAUUCACCGGCACACGAUUACCAAUUCAGAGAUCGAGAACGGGAUUUACCCCCUCGAGAUAGGCCAGUACCUAGAUAUCCUGUAAGGAACCAAGCUGCUCAGCAUAACAUACCACCUUUGCUGCCACAUCUAGUCACUGGAAAUCAUCCACCACCACUUAUGUCAUUGGGACCUCCACCUACGGACAGGAAAGACUAUUAUGAUUCCUACAACAGGUAUUCUGGACCAUCUACACAACGUUUCGGCAGUCCUUUACGCGACACACCGCAUAAAAGAUUCGACGAUGUUGCGCCUCCUGGAACAGAAGGUUACUAUGAUCUCUCACCACCAGGUGUUGAGGUUUCUGAUAGAUCUCUACGCGACGAUCGUGAUCGACGUCUGUUAAGAGAUCAAGAAGAUCGUGAGCAUUCUCUUAAAGAUAAUGAUAUUGAAGAACGGGAUAGAUUACCGUUAAGGGACGACAGGGGUCGUGAACGUGAAGAUCGUUUCCGUGAGAGAGAUGAAAGGGACCGAAGGGUUCUGAAUAGGGAUCGUGAAGAUCGUGAAAGACCAGGAUUAUCUAGAGAUCACGAUGAUAGAAUACGAGAUAAAGACGAUCGUGAUAGAAGAGAAAAAGAAAAAGAGCGAGAUGAUAGGCAUACUCGUGAUCGCCGAGACGAUGAUAGACAUAUUGAUAAAAAGGAUUAUGAUAAAGAUCGUUACAGGGAUGAACGAGAUCGUCAUAGGCAAGAUGAUAAGAAUCGCUCCCGUGAAAAGGAUAGACGAGAAAGAGAUUAUGAAUCUGAAAAAGAUAGAGAUCGGCAUGAACGUUAUGAACGACGUUCGGUUGAAAAGAAAAAGACCAGAAAAAGUUUAACACCGUAUUCUCAAAAAUCUAGGACAGACGCAAAAGAUGUUUCGCCUGAACGUAUAAAGAAAAAAGAAAAGGAUCAUGAAGAAAGGAGUGAAGAGAAGAAAAAAGAAAAGAAAAUUAAAGAAAAGAAAAAGAAAAAGGACGAUGAGAAAGAAAAGAAAAAGAAAAAGAAGAAGGAAAAGAAAUCUGGUCAAAAGGAUGUUAUAAAAGAUGAACCUAUUAAGUCGGUUGAACACGAAGAAUUAUUAACAGAAACUAAACAAGAAAAUAUGUCACCUGCAAAACCUGAUGUAAUAAAAUCUAUUACCGAAGAUGAGAAUAUAGAAAACAGGAUAGUUUGUAUGCCUACUGAAACCAGCAUAGAAGAUCCCAUUAAAGAAGAAUUCGAAGAUAAAUCUUUAGCCAUGAAUCCAGAACCUCCAGAAUUUCAUGAAACUAGUCCAGAAAGAAUUGAUCGCACAGAAUUUGGAACAAACCCACCUAAUCCUAAUUUCAAACCAAUUCCAGAAUUGAAAUCAGAAAUUAAGCCCAUUGAUACCCUUUAUAGUGGUUUAGAUGAUACAGAAAUAAAUACUGUAAUUACCGAAAAAUAUUCUUUACUGUCAGAAAAUGAAACAGAAGAUAAAAAUAUUUUGUUGGGGGAAAAGUCCCCAAAGAAAGAUGAAUUCUUAGCUCCAAUGCCGGAGCUUUCUAAAUGGGAAAGAGAUGAUACUGUAGAAAAGGGAGAUGAAAUAUGUGAAUCAUCUAUAGAAAAAAUACAAACAGAUGAACCUAAAAGUACGAAAGUAGUUACAUCAGAGGUAUUAAAAAGAGCUGAAAAUGCAAUUUUCCAAAAAGCUAUAAAUGCUAUUAGACCUAUUGAAAUUAAAAAAAUAAGUGAAAGUAGAAAAGUAUUAUAUCAAAACCCAGAACCCAAAGUACUUGAACCUGAACCAAAUAGAGAACCUAGAAAAAGCGUUAAUGUUACUAUAAAUGUUGGACGAAAUGAGAGAAAUGUUGAAAUUACAGAACCAGUAAAGAAAGCCAAAUUAGACAGAACAAAAUUCAAGCCAGUUCCGGAAACAUAUUCACCUACGAGACUUUCAGCUAAAGAAAGAUUAGGUGAAAAAGUAGAAGAAAAUAAGGAAAGAAAAAUUAGUCCUAUUAAAAGUUUCUUAGAUAGACGUGAAACAAAAAGUGAAAAUCAAUCUAGAAGUCGAUCUCCUAGAAUUAGUAGAGACAAAAGAAUUUCUCCAUUGUUAGAUAGACGCGUCGAUCCAUCGUUACCUUUACCAGGAAAUGAGCGGAAAGUAUUUCUUGAUGAUAGAAAACGAGAAAACAAGGAUCGGUGUGAUCGUUCAAAAGAUAGGAAUGAUUUCAGAAAUGAACGACAUGAUAUGAGAUCUGAAAGAGAUCCAAGAAUUGAUUCCAGGGGAGAUUUUAGAUCAACACGAAAUGACGUUAAAGGAGAAAGAAUAGAUAAGGACAGAGAAAAGGAAAGAGAUAGGGAGAGAAGAGGAAGGACACCAUCUUGUACAUUUAAAAGAAAUGAGAUUUCGAAGAUGGGUCUUUUGAAGGCUAGAGAUGACGAAAGCGAUAGAAGAAGAGACAAAAAGUCGAAAGAGGAUAAGAAGAGGAAAAAAGAACACCGAAGUAGAAGUAAAUCUAAAGAGCAUAAAAAGCGAAAAGAAAAAAAGCACAAGAAAGAUAAAGAAAAGAACUCAGAAAAGAAACAGAAGCAUAAAGAAAAUAUUGUUUUAAAAGAUAAAGUUGAAACUAGUGAAACGAAAAUAAGUUAUGAAAAUCCUGAACCUCCUGUUGUGGAAUCUAUAAAGAAGCAAAGGAAAAAUCCAAGACUGGUAUCAGAUCGUAAACGUAGUAUACUUGAUGAAGCUAAUUUCGAACCUGAUUAUAGUGCUUCAGAUUCGGAAUCGGACGGCGAAGAUGGUAAAAUAAUGCCAUUACCUGCUAAGAAACUUAAACUUGACGAACCAGAUAUGGAAAAAGAAAUGGAUAUAAAAUCUUUUAAAAAACGAUCAAAAUCCUCAAGUAGUGAAGAUUCAUCUAGUAGUUCAGACAGUUCAAGUACAGAUUCUGAUAGCUCGGAUGAAUCACACAAAAAAAAGAAAAAGAAGCAUAAGAAGCAUAAGAAAAAAAAAUCUGUGAAAAAAGACAGUAGUUCUGAUUCAGAUUCCUAUUCAGAUUCAUCAGAAACAAGUAGUGAUGAGGAAAAGCAUAAAAAGAAAUCAAAAAAGUCAAAGAAUAGAAACAAGCAAGCUAAAAAAAAGAAAAAGUCAAAACACAAAUGACAUCAUUAGAUGUCUCUUAACAUUUUAAAACAUAAUUUUGACAAAAACAUUUUUUGCGAAUGCUUUUUAAUGUAAGAUUCUCUACCAGAAUUAUUUGUAAUUAUCUGCAUCAAAUUAAGAUUGUUAUUCGAUACCUAUAAAACAACAUAGUUUAUGCUAUAUAUAUAUAUAUUAUAUAUAUAUACAUAUAUAUAUAAUAUUGUAACAGUCUUCAAAAUCAAUUUGAAUAGGAUUAUUGAUCAAUUACCUAUUACCGAAAACCAAGAUCUUUUGGGAAUAAAAAUUUAAAAUGUUAAGUGAAAAAGUGAAGUGGGAUAUUUAAUUGAUAAUAUUUAAUUUUUAAAUAUUAUUAAGGCCUUUAAUAAUUGUCUAUAUUCCAGUUCCAUCUUUGAAAUAUUGUAAGUAAAUUCGUUACAAUAAGUGAUGUACAUUAUAGCACUCAGUAGAUAGUAUCAUUAAGAUAUACAAUACUUUUAGAAAAUAACAACAGUUAUAUUUACAGUCCCUAAUAUUUCAAUAUUGUAUUGUACUUUGAUAAUGUAAUGUCAGUAUGUAAAAGACGUCAUAAAAUAAAAAGACCAAAUUCUUUUAACUUA
Molecule: messenger RNA, 6790 nt
Organism: Megachile rotundata (alfalfa leafcutting bee)
Lineage: Eukaryota; Metazoa; Arthropoda; Insecta; Hymenoptera; Megachilidae
Product: something that sticks like glue
Biological process (GO): ubiquitin-dependent protein catabolic process; mRNA processing; protein ubiquitination
Cellular component (GO): nucleus
Molecular function (GO): ubiquitin protein ligase activity; nucleic acid binding; zinc ion binding
Source: RefSeq, a predicted model, not a curated record